CGCUGGGCAAGGAGUGCUUCCGGGUAGGAGCUGGGUGACCCCGGCUGCCUGCGGCGACAGCAGCCAUGGGGGCGCACCUGGCCCGGCGCUACCUGGGCGAUGCAUCGGUGGAGCCCGACCCCCUGCAGAUGCCCACCUUCCCGCCAGACUACGGCUUCCCCGGGCGCAAAGAACGCGAGACGGUGGCCACUCAGCAGGAGAUGAACGACGCACAGCUGGUGCUCCAGCAGCGGGACUACUGCGCCCACUACCUCAUCCGGCUCCUCAAGUGCAAGCGCGACAGCUUCCCCAACUUCCUGGCCUGCAAGCACGAGCAGCACGACUGGGACUACUGCGAGCACCUCGACUACGUGAGGCGCAUGAAGGAGUUUGAGCGGGAGCGGCGGCUGCUCCAGCGGAAGAAGAGGCGGGAGCAGAGGGAGGCGGACAUGGCCAGAGGCCAGGGGUCCGGCGACGUGGGCCCCGGGGUGGCCCUGUAGUGGCCCCGCCUACCACCCUGUGGACCAGUCAAAAAAAUAAAAGCCUCCAGGGCCCUCA
Molecule: messenger RNA, 537 nt
Organism: Mesoplodon densirostris (Blainville's beaked whale)
Lineage: Eukaryota; Metazoa; Chordata; Mammalia; Artiodactyla; Ziphiidae
Gene: NDUFB7
Product: NADH:ubiquinone oxidoreductase subunit B7
Exons: 3
Coding region: 66-479 (137 amino acids)
Cellular component (GO): mitochondrion
Source: RefSeq, a predicted model, not a curated record